Musa acuminata AAA Group (dessert banana) is the source of this 2108-nucleotide messenger RNA. Its product is annotated as indole-3-pyruvate monooxygenase YUCCA8-like. Lineage: Eukaryota; Viridiplantae; Streptophyta; Magnoliopsida; Zingiberales; Musaceae. Gene Ontology annotation, molecular function: N,N-dimethylaniline monooxygenase activity; flavin adenine dinucleotide binding; NADP binding. Gene Ontology annotation, biological process: auxin biosynthetic process. The transcript has 5 exons. The record is from RefSeq and is a predicted model, not a curated record. The coding region runs from base 719 to 2002 and encodes 427 amino acids.
CUUCUGCAUUCAUUGCUCCUUCUUCUACUGGACUUGGUUCAACAAAUCCAUCUUCUACAAACUCUUAUACAUCUUGGGAGCCUAAAAGAACCUUCAUUUGAAUGCAUCAUAUAUCUUUUUUUUUUUUUUUUUUGUCAAUUUGAGGAUCUGGAGUUGGUUGGUACUUGAGGAAGAGGUCAUAACUUAACUUAUGCUCUUAUACCAAAUUUUGAUCUUGAUAGGAAGAAGGGAUAGAGUUAUCAAAUAGAGAAAUAGUAGGACAAGCUUCAAUCUUCUAUAUUUAUCUGAAAAUUUUUUUUUACAAUUUCAUAAACUCUAUCUGUUUCAUGACCCAACGGGGUUUAUAUAGUCCUCAAAGAUACAUUAAAUUAAUUAUAUUUAAAAUGAAUCAUUUAAAUCCUUUCAAAAAUUAAUAACCAAUUUGAUUUAUCUUUUCAUAUAUAUUUAAUCUAUUUUUUUUAAUCUCCUUUUUUUCAAUAAACUUUUCUUUUGAUGGAAUUAAUCUUUUAUGAUAUUUAAACAGGUUUAAUUCCAACACUAAGUGUUCUUAAAUUUAGAGGGCGAGGGAGGCGGAGGUAAACAUCGAGGUCAAAGUGUGCUGGGUUUUGUUCUCUUUUGGUUUCAUAACGUUGGAAGGAAGAAAGGAAGGUAAGGCUUUUCUCCACUGCAAACAGUGCAGCGAAAAGUGACGAGCAACAGUGAGCUGAGUCGAGUCGUCAUGAGCGCCGAGACACUCCCCCCGCAACCGCCGCCUCUGCCCGCAACGGAUCCACCGAGCAGCCCCACGCCAAGGAUCUCCAUAGUGCAUGGUCCUGUUAUCGUCGGCGCCGGCCCCUCCGGCCUCGCCGUCGCCGCUUCCCUCCGCCGCCUCUGCGUGCCCUCGGUUAUACUCGAGCGGUCCGACGGUAUCGCCGACCUGUGGAGCCACCGCAUGUACGACCGCCUCACCCUCCACCUCCCCAAGCCCUUCUGCCAGCUCCCGCAUCUCCCCUUCCCCGCCUACUUCCCGUCCUACCCCUCCAAAGACCACUUCCUCGGAUACUUGCACGCCUACGCCCACCACUUCUCCCUCCGCCCGCUCUUCGGUUGCACCGUGAUGGACGCCCGGUUCGAUCCAGCCGUCUCCCUCUGGCGAGUGACGUCGAGCCGCUCGACGUCGUCGGUCUCGAGCGAGACGUUGACAGAGCCGAGGGAGCCGGAGGUGGUGGAGUUCCUUUCGCCAUGGCUGGUGGUGGCGACGGGGGAGAAUGCAGAGCCGGUGGUGCCGGAGAUCAAGGGGGCGGAGGGGUUCGAGGGGAGCCUGUUGCACUCGAGCGAGUACAAGAGCGGGGUGGAAUAUGAGGGGAAGAGGGUAUUGGUCGUGGGGUGUGGGAAUUCCGGGAUGGAGAUAUGUGUGGACCUGUGCGAGCACGGAGCAAUGCCCUUCAUGUCAGUGCGAAGUGGGGUGCACAUUUUGCCGAGGGAGAUGCUGGGGACCUCCACGUUUGGCGUGGCGAUGAAGCUGCUCAGAUGGUUGCCAACCAAAGUGGUGGAUAGGUUCCUGUUAAUCAUGGCCAAGAUGAUGAUCGGAGACACUGAGAAGUAUGGUCUGAAGAGGCCAAAGGUUGGCCCUCUGGAGCUCAAGAACACAACCGGCAAAACCCCCGUUCUGGAUGUGGGAGCCCUAUCGCGCAUCAAAGACGAACGUAUCAAGAUAGUAUCAGAGGUGGAGUCACUAACAAGCAACGGAGCCAAGUUCGUGGACGGGGGAGAGAUGGCGUUCCACGCGGUGGUGUUCGCAACGGGGUACAAGAGCAAUGCCCCACUCUGGCUCAAGGAGGCUGGUGUUCUCACAGCGGAAGGCAAGCCGGAGCACUCGUUCCCUAAUGGAGAGAAGGGCAUCUACUUUGUAGGCUUUUCAGGGAAAGGUCUUCUUGGCGCCAGCGUCGAUGCCAUCAAGACUGCUCUCGAUGUAUCUGCAAGAUGGACACGCCUCUCAGAGAGCAAAGAUGUUGGUCUCUAAGCCCACCACUUGCUGAUGAUACCAAUGCGACUGCACGUGAGCAAGGAAGCCACAUGGUGGCUGCCCUUCAUGGUGUUUUGGUGCUGUGGCUCCCUAGAGAGAGAUA